AAACCGGCCAUCAGCCGUUUCUCUCUUGCUCGGGCUUAAAUGAUUUACAUCUUCUGGUGUAUCAGUUUAUUCGUGCGCGAACCGCGAACCACGUAACUUGCUUUUUCUGUUCGGGGGUUGAAACAUUCCAGUACCUUUGGCGCCUGUAGUGGAUUUCCAUAUUAGUGUAUCAACAACCAGUAAAUACGUACAACAUGUUGCUCCGGUUUCCAACCGUCGCUACCUUGGUGGUACUUUUGGUGGCAUGGACUCAAGCGCAAGAUGAUCUGGACGCUCUGUUUGAGUCUGUAUUCAACACAUCGGAAGGCAGUCAAGAUGUCCCUGUCGCAGUGACCCCCACUCCAGCACCACCACCAGUUCCUGCUGCUCCAACACCGGCUCCAGUAUACACAUGUACCGGUGAGUGCGUUCCAUAUUACCUGUGCAACGACAACGAAAUCAUCACCGACGGUACCGGUAUUAUCGAUAUCCGAGUCGGGGAGGAUACAACGGUGGAGAACGAAUGUCCCAACUAUCUGGAUACGUGCUGCGAUAAAAAGGAAGUUCUAGACAUUCCUCCCUCAACAGCCACGCAGGCUCCUCCACCGAAUAACCGCUACACAUGCGGUGCUCGUAAUGCCGAUGGACUAGGAUUCAGGAUCACCGGUAACAAGAAUGGCGAAUCGGAAUACGGUGAGUUCCCUUGGAUGUUGGCUGUACUCCGUGAGGACAAAGUUAUGGAUUCCACCCUGAACGUGUAUGAGUGCGGUGGUUCACUGAUUGCUCCGAACGUGGUUCUGACGGCUGCUCACUGUGUACUGAACAAACAGAAGGAAUCGCUGUUGGUUCGUGCCGGUGAGUGGGAUACUCAGACUAAGAAUGAACUAUAUCCUCAUCAGGAUCGUCGCGUGAGAGAGAUUAUUGUUCAUGAGAAAUUCCACAAGGGAUCACUGGCAAACGAUGUUGCUUUGUUGAUUCUUGAACAACCUUUCGAUCUGGCAGAGAACAUUCAACCCGUUUGUUUGCCGCCAAAGAAUACUCAAUUUGACGGAAGUAGCUGUUUUGCUUCCGGUUGGGGCAAGAACGUGUUUGGUAAGGAAGGCAAAUAUCAGGUUAUCUUGAAAAAGGUGCAAGUGCCAGUUGUUUCACAUCAACAAUGUCAGAACGAUUUGCGCAAAACGCGACUUGGAAAUCGCUUCCGAUUAGAUCCGAGUUUCUUAUGUGCUGGAGGAAAAAUGGGCGAAGAUACAUGCCGCGGUGACGGAGGAUCUCCCUUGGUGUGCCCAAUUCCCGGGAUACCAACGAACUACUAUCAGGCAGGUAUCGUUGCUUGGGGUAUUGGCUGUGGCGAGCUUGGAGUGCCUGGAGUCUAUGUGAACGUGGCCAUAUUUAGAGAUUGGAUCGAUCAACAGCUUACGCAACGUCACGUCGAAGCAAAGCACUAUACUUAUGUUUGAGGUUACGGUGAGAUUUAAGAAUGAAACAGUGUCAAGUGUUAACAAAUGUAAAGUGGCGUGAAUAAAGACAAUCUACCGGGUCUUCAACAUA
Topomyia yanbarensis is the source of this 1527-nucleotide messenger RNA. Its product is annotated as phenoloxidase-activating factor 2-like. Gene Ontology annotation, biological process: proteolysis. The record is from RefSeq and is a predicted model, not a curated record. Gene Ontology annotation, molecular function: serine-type endopeptidase activity. The coding region runs from base 195 to 1436 and encodes 413 amino acids. NCBI's taxonomy places the organism in Eukaryota, Metazoa, Arthropoda, Insecta, Diptera, Culicidae. The transcript has 3 exons.